UAAUUUAAUAGGAUGGGUCCAAACGACAAAGUCCAGUUAGAUACACUCUGUAUAUUCCGGCUAAAAUGCGCGCCGUGCGCAUUUGCAAACCAUCAACAAAGCCCUGAAUCUCAAUCCAUCCGACGCCGACGGUGAGAACCGGCCAGAAUCGAGAAUCUGAGACAGGGUUAGAAUCAGAGUGGAGAUUCUUCGCUAUGCUGGACGACGACGACGAUGAUAGUUUCGGCGACUUCAAUUUCGUUACAAACCAUCCCGAUCAGAUCAACAACCGAACUUCCUCCACGAGCAUCGAUGACGACGAUUGGGGCGAUUUCGUCGACCAUUCCUCUCAGAUCGCCGACGCUAUCGAUCUAUCCCGUCCCCAGCCUUCUCCCAAUUCAAACCCCUCCGACAUGUCCCCGAAGAUUCAGUGGGCGAAGCCUCAGGGGGCUAUUCCGCUUUCCAUUUUUGGUGAGGAGGAAGAGAAGGAGGAAUUGGGAUCUGGUGUAGUUGGUUCUAGUGUUGGGUUUGGAGAAAUUUCGUUUGUUGGGAAAGAGAGUGGUUCGGCUAAGAAGGGAGGGAGUUUGGGUGUUGGGGUUGGGAUUGAUGAUUUGAUUGCUAAUUUGUAUAGUCCUCAUCACCAGAUCAAAGCUGGAAGUCCGUCGAAAUCGAACAUGGAAUUCGAUCCUUUGAACUUCAACAAUUCCUUGAAUUUGAAAUCUAGUGUCUCCAAUUUGAAUGUCAAUGGUGUUUAUUCUUAUGGGAGCCAGACCAAUUUUGUUACCGGUGCAUUAAAUUUUGAAACUAAUGGAGUGAUGUCUAAUGGGUUCCAUUCUGACUUGACAAACGUCGGUGGGAGCAUUGAGGAUGAUUGUCAGGAGGUGGACGAUUUUGAUGGCUGGGAAUUUAAAGCUGCAGAGUCAGUUACUCCAACGGGCGAUGAUCAGAAAUCAAAGGAAGAACUGGUUUUUGAACCAUUCCAUUUGAAGAUGGAGCCUACAAUGCAAAUUGAAGUUGCUAUUCAGGUUGACAGCACAAACCAAGAAGGUUUUGAUGGAGUGGCACAGGCAUUUGAAUCUGCAAUCAAUGGGCAUAACCAUGUAGAUUCGGUUGUUCAAUCAAAUGGAGCUGUUAACAACAUAGAUGACAGGGACUUUGGUUUUAGUCUUGAUGCAAGUUCUGUGGCCCAACAUGGUGUCUUAUCAAACUCACAAAAUAAGAAUGGUCAGAAUGAUCUAGGUACUGGCUUAAACCCUUCUCCUAUUGAUCGGGAUGCCAAUGGUGGUGGACAUGUGUGGGAUUUCAAGGAUGCUUUUUCUGAUGCAUCAGGCUAUAAGUUGGAAGAGUUGAAGCCUGUCAUCAUUCCUCCUAAUGGUGUAGAGGUGCUUGUUCUGAAUGGCAGUGUUGAUUUAUUUGCUCCUGAUGGGAUUUCUCACAAAUCUAGUGAACAACAAAAUUUUGACUUAAAUUUUGAUCUGAAUUGGGGGAAAGAAGAUGGAAAGUUUUUUCAUGGAAACCAGGAUGACAACUUCCAUGAUACCAGAAAAGAUUUAAACACUUCUCUAGUUAAUGAGGAUGAUGAUUUCAACGAGAAUAUUUGGGAUUUCAAGUCCGCACUUUCAGAUUCUGGAUCAAACAAUAAGGGAGAGGCAGUUGAAUUUGUGGCUGAUCCCGAAGCACCUGCUUUUGGUUUUAGUAGUAGUAUUCAGAGGAGUUCAGAGUUAUUGUCUAGUCACCAGAAAGCCCUGCCCUUGUCAAUUUUUGGAGAUGAGGGUCUGGAAACUACUGAUGAUUUCUCAAUGAAUCAAGAUGCUUCUACCUUUAUUACUGUCACCCAUGAAGGACUUGAUAACAAAAAACCUGGUUCUAGUGUAUCUAUCAAUGACUUGAUAUCAAGUCUAUACAGUCAAGCUGAGAACAAUGGUUCCAUCAAAUCUUCCCCAGAAGAAAAUGAAAAUGGAAUAAAUUCAUCUCCAAGGAUGUCACACUCAGAUUUUGGCAAUGAUGAUGAUGAUGAUUCCUGGGAGUUUAAAGAUGCAUCACCAGAUGUUAACAUGCCAGAUCAAACAUACGUUUCUAUUCUUGGAGAUUUACCCCAGCUGUCAUCUACUAAACUUCAGUUUGAUUGUUACAUGGAUUUUUAUCACAGAUUAAAUGUUGUUUUGAACCAUGUUGUUGAUGGCCUUCUUGAGAAUUUAAAGAAAGUCCAGAGUAAUGCCCCUCUUUCUGGUGAAGAAGCAAAAGUAAGAGCCAUUUGUGAAGAAAUUCAGAAUUUCAGUGCUGAACUGUCACAAGAGAAUAUUACAGCUGACAACUUCUCAUCAGAUCUUCUCCUUCCAAAAAACAAUACUUUUGGUGAGCUCUUUGAGAUGUUGCGGGAUCCAAGGUUUCAAAUUCUUGAUGAAGAAUUCCGGUUGUCGGAAAGGUUACUAUUGGCAGAAAAUGAUUUGAGAUCAGCUGUUGAGCUCUUGAAACACGUUGUGUCGACUCUGAAGAUUCUUAAACUUGUAUCAGUGGAGGAGCAAUCUAAUUAUGUUUCCAUAUGGAAUGAAAUGAUGUUUAUUUGCUUUCAAGAAUUAAAACACGGUGCUUUGAUUUGGAAGGAAUCUGUACAGAGAAAUGUUGAAAGUUACAUAUUAUCUGAACCUCAAGGAAAACAAUAUAUCUGCGCCCUUGGAGAGAUUUAUAGGGUAGUUCAAGUGCUUAGAGCCUCAGUUGUACUUUACAAGCCAUGGAUAUUGUUAGGUCAGGUUGGUCCCAGUGGUUUGAUUUCUCUUCUGAAUGAGUGCUCCAGUAUUUGGCUGAGUUCAGGACUCGGUGGAGCUCUCUGCAAGAUAGAUGGUCCUAUUGAUUGCAAAGCAUUAUUGGAUUCCAUCAAUGUUAUUCAGAAUCUUGAUGAAUGGGGUUUGAGAAAGCAUGUUCUCUUGGGACAACAACCUACUUGUAAUCUGUCACUCUUAAGUGCUGAAUCAAUUCCAGGUAUGGAUUUGGUGGUCUGGAAUGGGGAGAACUACUUUUUGAAGCUCGCAAACUUAUGGGCAAAUCUAAUAGGUCGUGAUCCUCCAUUCAUUCAACACUCGAAUAAUAGGAGAUAGAGGAUCAAGCCAUAUUGUUUUGUAUAAUAGUCUGGAUGAUGUGGCUGUUGCUAUUUUCUGCGACAUCAGCUUUUGUUCCAGCUGCUCAUCCGCGUUGAUGUUUAAUAUGCAAUGCUAGAUGAUUUCAAGAACUUUCUGGGUUUUCAAGAAGAUCAAAUAAAUCAAAUCCAGGUUUCUUGGCAUUCAGUUUCCAACCCAUACUCUGCCAUUCUUUAGAAGAGCUACUGCUUAGCAACUCGACGGUGUUUCAUAUCUGUAUCAUAUUAUGAUUUAUGCAGUCCAGAACUGGAUGGAUUCAGAAUACCACAUACAUAGAGAGAUUUUCGUCAUGUUCGAGAUCAUUUUUGUUACAAGGUAUAUGUAUUCUUUUCCUUUUUAAUCCUUUUGGUUCUUGUUUAAAUGUUACGUUUCUAGUUCAGAAUCCCAGAAUCAGAACAAGAUCUGUUUAUCAGAGAUGAACUUUGUACACUGUCUGUAUAUAUAGUUUUUCCCAGAAUCAUUGUGGUAUUUAUAGUAUGUGAAGGUAAUUGAUUUUAUUUUUCCUAUUGUUUUAA
This is a messenger RNA of Benincasa hispida (wax gourd), 3628 nucleotides long. RefSeq lists its product as uncharacterized. The record is from RefSeq and is a predicted model, not a curated record. Lineage: Eukaryota; Viridiplantae; Streptophyta; Magnoliopsida; Cucurbitales; Cucurbitaceae.